This is a messenger RNA of Calidris pugnax (ruff), 2524 nucleotides long. Its product is annotated as signal transducer and activator of transcription 5B. Gene Ontology annotation, biological process: defense response; response to peptide hormone; cytokine-mediated signaling pathway. Bases 284 to 2524 code for a protein of 746 amino acids. The record is from RefSeq and is a predicted model, not a curated record. Gene Ontology annotation, molecular function: RNA polymerase II cis-regulatory region sequence-specific DNA binding; DNA-binding transcription factor activity, RNA polymerase II-specific. The transcript has 18 exons. NCBI's taxonomy places the organism in Eukaryota, Metazoa, Chordata, Aves, Charadriiformes, Scolopacidae.
CGAGCACGGCUUCCUGGCCGAUAGUGCCGCCCUGACUUGCUGAUAAAGCAGAAUCCACCCAUCUGGCUGCAGCAGAGGGGCCGGGAGAGCUGGCUGCUCGAAGGCAGGCUCUCUCCUUGCCCUGCUCUUCCCCCCGGUGCCAGCCCCCCGUGUCCCACCCGGCCGGGGAGCCCUGUGCUGCCGGGUGACUCCUCGCCGGGCUCCGGGGUGGCCGCCGUUGGCGUAGCCCGACGACCGUAACAUGGUCACGACUCGCUCCCUGUUGGGUCGCUGGAGGUGAGCCAUGGCGGUGUGGAUCCAGGCGCAGCAGCUCCAGGGCGAAGCCCUGCGCCAGAUGCAGGCGCUCUACGGGCAGCACUUUCCCAUUGAGGUGCGGCACUACCUGUCGCAGUGGAUCGAGAGCCAGGCCUGGGACUCCAUCGACCUCGACAACCCCCAGGAGAACGUGAAGGCGACGCAGCUGCUGGAGGGGCUGAUCCAGGAGCUGCAGAAGAAGGCGGACCACCAAGUGGGCGAGGAUGGCUUCCUGCUGAAGAUCAAGCUGGGGCACUAUGCCACCCAGCUGCAGAACACCUACGACCGGUGCCCCAUGGAGCUGGUGCGCUGCAUCCGGCACAUCCUCUACCACGAGCAGCGGCUGGUGCGGGAGGCGAAUAACAGCCCCUCGCCAGCCGGGUCCCUGGUGGACGCCAUGUCCCAGAAGCACCUGCAGAUCAACCAGACCUUCGAGGAGCUGCGGCUCAUCACGCAGGACUCGGAGAAUGAGCUCAAGAAGCUGCAGCAGACGCAGGAGUACUUCAUCAUCCAAUACCAGGAGAACAUGCGCCUCCAAGCCCAGUUCUCCCAGCUCUCCCAGUUGGGCCCCCAGGAGCGCCUGUCACGGGAGACGACGCUGCAGCAGAAGAAGGCGUCGCUGGAGGCCUGGCUGCACCGGGAAGCCCAGACACUACAGCAGUACCGCGUGGACCUGGCCGAGAAGCACCAGAAGACCCUGCAGCUGCUGCGCAAGCAGCAAACCACCAUCCUGGACGACGAGCUGAUCCAGUGGAAGCGUCGGCAGCAGCUGGCGGGGAACGGGGGACCCCCCGAGGGUACCCUGGACGUGCUGCAGACCUGGUGUGAGAAGCUGGCAGAGAUCAUCUGGCAGAACAGGCAGCAGAUCCGGCGGGCAGAGCACUUGUGCCAGCAGCUGCCCAUCCCGGGCCCGGUGGAGGAGAUGCUGUCGGAGCUGAAUGGCACCAUCACCGACAUCAUCUCCGCCCUGGUCACCAGCACCUUCAUCAUCGAGAAGCAGCCCCCCCAAGUGCUGAAGACACAGACCAAGUUCGCGGCCACCGUGCGGCUCCUGGUGGGAGGGAAGCUGAACGUUCACAUGAACCCCCCCCAGGUGAAGGCCACCAUCAUCAGCGAGCAGCAAGCCAAGGCUCUGCUGAAGAACGAGAGCACCCGCAACGAGAGCAGCGGGGAGAUCCUCAACAACUGCUGCGUGAUGGAGUACCACCAGGCCACCGGCACGCUCAGCGCCCAUUUCCGCAACAUGUCCCUGAAGCGGAUCAAGCGCUCCGACCGCCGUGGGGCUGAGUCGGUGACGGAGGAGAAGUUCACCAUCCUCUUUGAGUCCCAGUUCAGCGUUGGUGGUAACGAGCUGGUCUUCCAAGUGAAGACACUGUCCCUGCCUGUGGUGGUCAUCGUGCACGGGAGCCAGGACAAUAACGCCACGGCCACCGUGCUCUGGGACAAUGCCUUUGCCGAGCCUGGCCGUGUCCCCUUUGCCGUGCCCGACAAGGUGCAGUGGCCACAGCUCUGCGAGGCGCUCAACAUGAAGUUCAAGGCGGAGGUGCAGAGCAGCCGUGGGCUGACCAAGGAGAACUUGGUGUUCCUGGCACAGAAGCUCUUCAACAGCACCAGCUCCCACCUGGAGGACUACAGCAGCACCACCGUGUCCUGGUCCCAGUUCAACCGGGAAAACCUGCCGGGGAGGAAUUACACUUUCUGGCAGUGGUUUGACGGGGUCAUGGAGGUGCUGAAGAAGCAUCUAAAGCCGCACUGGAACGACGGGGCCAUCCUGGGCUUCGUCAACAAGCAGCAGGCGCACGACCUGCUCAUCAACAAGCCCGAUGGGACCUUCCUCCUGCGCUUCAGCGACUCGGAGAUCGGCGGCAUCACCAUCGCGUGGAAGUUUGACUCCUCCGAGAGGAUGUUCUGGAACCUGAUGCCUUUCACCACCAGGGACUUCUCCAUCCGCUCCCUGGCCGACCGCCUCGGGGACCUCAGUUACCUCAUCUACGUGUUCCCCGACCGGCCCAAGGACGAGGUCUUCUCCAAGUACUACACGCCGGUUCUCUGUGAGUCCACGCCAGCUAAAGCCGUGGAUGGAUACGUGAAGCCACAGAUCAAGCAAGUGGUGCCAGAGUUUGUCAAUGCAUCAGGCGAUUCUGCCCCUGGAGGGGCCACCUACAUGGACCAGGCUCCUUCGCCCGCCGUCUGCUCCCAGCCCCAUUACAACAUGUACGCCCAGAAGUAG